Lutzomyia longipalpis is the source of this 1730-nucleotide messenger RNA. RefSeq names its product zinc finger protein 432-like. Lineage: Eukaryota; Metazoa; Arthropoda; Insecta; Diptera; Psychodidae. The transcript has 2 exons. Gene Ontology annotation, molecular function: zinc ion binding. Gene Ontology annotation, cellular component: nucleus. The record is from RefSeq and is a predicted model, not a curated record. The coding region runs from base 92 to 964 and encodes 290 amino acids.
AGUUUUUUGUAAAAAAUGUCAAAAUUUCCAAACAUAACCUAGCUUAAUUGUUUACAAAGUUGCACAAAUUUACAAGAAUAUUUUGCUCAGAAUGGAAACAACAAUAACUUUAAAUACUGAAAUUUGUCGAAUUUGCGAAGAGACAAACUACCUGAUUAACCUUUUUGACGAAAGUAACUUACAUCUGUAUGAAAAACUCAAAGAAAUUGAGGAUUUCGGUGAAAAUGAUUUGUUCGACAGUAUGUUUAAGUACAUUUGUACAAGUUGCGAAAAUACCCUAGAAGGUUUUUAUGAGUUUAAGAUUCAAUGCAGGAAUACACGGUCAAAACUGGUCUCAGCUGCCACUUGUGGGAUUUUUGUGCAACCCCAAGAGACUCUCAUUAUUUUGGAUGACAUCCCGGAUGCCCAAGAAGAUGUUGUCAUUGAUGAUGAUACGGAAUCUGAGAGUUCAGUUGAAUUGAUACAAUUCUCAGAGAGCAUAAAUGCACAAGGAAUUAGUAAUCAACAAAUGGAAAGCAAUGUACAUGCAAAUAAUCAAAAAUCAGAAAUGAAAAUCAUCUCAGUAAGUGGCAGCGAUGGAUCAGUGAUUGAGCCGAACCACCCAAAAUCUAUUCUAUGUACAAUAUGCAACAAAAAGAUUAUUACAAAGAAUUAUGAGAUGCACAAAGUACGACAUGAGCAGAAAAAGAUAUUUGAAUGUACCGAAUGUUCACAGACGUUCAUGAGUAAGAAAUACUGGAUUGCCCAUCUCAAGGACCAUAUCAACUUUAGGGAAUAUCAAUGCGAUCAAUGUGAUAAGGCAUUUAUGGUUGCGGAUCAUCUCAAAGCGCACAAAGCUACCCAUUCUGAUGACAAAAGCUUCGUUUGUUCUACAUGCAACAGAGGAUUCACGCGCUAUCGAAACUUGAAGGCUCACAUGCUAAAAGUACAUGGAAAGGAUAUUUCAGCGGAAGGAAAUUCUUAACACAAUAGAAAGAUAUUUUUUUAACAAUAAGUUGCAGUCAAAUCAAAAGGACACAUCAAAAAGAAUUUUUGAUUCAAUAAUUUGUUUGAUAAAGUAGGAUUAAAUCAAACAAGAAUGGAAACUUCAAGGAAUUAAAAUACUGCUUAAAUCGCAGGAAUUAUUAGGGUUUCACAAUACAGUGAUAUCAGAAGUAGCUUCCUCAUUGGAAAUAAAUUGAAUCCCACAAUGUUUUUACUAUAAUGCCAUAUUCUAAACAGUUAAAAGUUCUUUAUUAUACACAUAAUCUUAUCUGGAUUAAAAACUUUUAUAUUCUAUUAUUUUUUAUUAAGAGAACGGAAAAUAAUCAUUUUAGAAAUGAUCUCUGAAAAAAUGAAAUAUUUAGCUCUUAGUAAUAUGGAGAAAAAAUUAUUCGUAAAGUGCUCUUAUUUUGCGAUUAUGCUGCAAAGCCAUCCAAAAGCACUUCUUAUUCGUUAUAGAAUACCUUAUUUGGUUUUUGGGGUUUGAAAUAAAAGGACUUUGCGCAUAAAAUUUACUUCUGUACAUUCUUCUAUUGGUACUAUGUGUAUAGCUAACAAACUUUUUCUUCUUUUUUAGAUUAUAAGUUCAUAGAAGUAUAAGAAAUAUACAAAAAAUAUAAAUAUAUUUUAGAUAAAAGCGUAUUUUUUAGAGUUUCAAUGUAAAUAUGCCAUAAGAUGUUUUCAAAAAAGAGAGAAAUCAUGUAAAAUUCUUGUAAUAAAAUGUAAUAAAACAAAAUUAAGCUCUUGAA